CUUGAAAGACAUGUUGAAGUUCAUGGUUCUGCUGAUCGCAACUAUACAAGUCGUCACCAGCAGUGGAGAUACUUCCUUGGAUUAUGCAAAUCAAGCGGGCUGGGGUGGAGAUUGCAACAAGCAGGGAUCUAGAAAGCAGUCUCCAGUCGAUGUUAUUACUCCUGAAGCGUGCACAAUGGAAAAAGGGAAAUUGAUAGAACUGUCAGUUGAAGCUGACAAAACUGAUGCAGAAAAUAUGAACGACCUGAACUCAAUCAAGAUCACCUUCAAAAACGUGAUCACCUACAAAAUUCCGGGACUGGAGAACACUAUAGGAAAGGUCGAACAGUUUCACCUGCAUUGGGGACAAAACGACAGCGUGGGUUCUGAACAUUUGCUGAACGGAAAAAGAUUCUCAGCGGAAGCUCAUCUGGUUACCUCGUAUGGGGAGGAUGGAAAGUUGGCAGUCGUAGCUAGGUUCUUUAAAGUGGGAAAAGAAAAUGAUCAAAUAAAGAAAAUGUUAGAUUCGCAAUCUGAGUAUGAAUAUGACUCCAAUGACGACAAGAAAAUUAGCAGUUUCAACUUGAAAGCUCUAUAUCCGAGUGAUAUUCUCCAAGUUAUCACGUAUAGUGGAUCCCUGACAACCCCCGAUUGCUCUGAAAUUGUUCAUUGGGUUGUCGUUCCAGAGCGUCUUACUGUAUCAACUGAACAGUUAAACAAGCUGAGGGCAGUAUCUCUUGGAGUUGGACACCGAAAGACAUUUAAUUGGAGAGACACACAGGACCUUAACGGCCGUUCCUUUACCAGUUACAAGUCCUCUUCAUGCAAACUCUUCGCAUCAUCACUAUUGCUGAUUUUAACCAUUAUAACACACUAAGUUGUUGUUACAUUAUUCAAUGAAUAAACUACUGCAUUUUGAACAGGAUUUUGGGAUUUCAGUUCAUGCUUAACAGACUUAUUACUUAAACAUUAAAGUUACACCACUUUCUUAUAGAUUCGAAGAUUUAAAUGAGGUAGUCGACUGUAUUGAAUUUCCCAUUCUAUUUAUAAUUUAGUAUUAAAUGAAUAAAAUUAUUGACAGUGACACUGUCACUAAUGACAAAUGAUAU
This is a messenger RNA of Bolinopsis microptera, 1088 nucleotides long. Its product is annotated as carbonic anhydrase 1-like. Gene Ontology annotation, molecular function: zinc ion binding; carbonate dehydratase activity. The record is from RefSeq and is a predicted model, not a curated record. Bases 11 to 856 code for a protein of 281 amino acids. The transcript is spliced from 6 exons. NCBI's taxonomy places the organism in Eukaryota, Metazoa, Ctenophora, Tentaculata, Lobata, Bolinopsidae.